Molecule: messenger RNA, 1728 nt
Organism: Acanthopagrus latus (yellowfin seabream)
Lineage: Eukaryota; Metazoa; Chordata; Actinopteri; Spariformes; Sparidae
Gene: fam131ba
Product: family with sequence similarity 131 member Ba
Exons: 10
Coding region: 197-1675 (492 amino acids)
Source: RefSeq, a predicted model, not a curated record
CACCCUCUCUGUGUCUCACAUACGGAGGAGAGGAGGACAGUGAAGAAGAGGAGACAGAGAGGAGGAGGAGAAGAAGAAGAGGAAGAGGAAGAAGAAGAGUAGGAGGAGGAGGAGGAGAGGAGGAGAAGGAGGAGAAAUGCCCGCUGGACGGAUGGAUUUUAUUUUCCCCGAGCUGCACGAGCCUCUAUAAGACAACAUGGGCUGCAUAGGAUCCCGGACGAUCACAGCGGAUGCUGUGCCGGUACGGAAAGAUGGGGAUCAGCAUGGGCGUACCGAGUUUUCCUGGGAAGGAAUCAAUUUGUCCAUGGAGGACACUACUUCCAUUCUGCCUCGUCUCAAGAGGAAGCCCAACCCCAACUCCUAUGGGAUCGGUGCCCUGGCUAAGUCCUCUCUGACAGGUGUGUCAGGUGUGACUCGCUCCAUGAAGGACAAAGUGACCAAGCCCACUGCCAUGGCCCAGGGUCGCGUGGCCCACAUGAUCGAAUGGCAGAGCUGGGGCAAACCAUCUGCGGGGCCGAUGGGGGGUGCGGGGCAUACCAACCUACAGAGGGAAAAGGAGAGGAGGAUGGAAAACGACGCUUACAGCGACCUCAGCGACGGCGAGAAGGAGGCUCGCUUCGCUGCAGGCAUCAUGCAGCAGUUCGCCAUCUCUGAGGCGACGCUGUUUGGCUGGAACUCGAUGGACGGGGAGAGCAUGGGAGCCGGGUCCAACCAGGGCAGCGUCGCUCACCUCAGUGAGGUCAACCAGGAGAGCAUCACCAGCAGAGACCAGGUGCUCCAUCACUCCUCUGCGGAUGUCUGGCCUCACACCUACGUCUCGCAGGGUCUGUACUGCCUGUCGUCCUCAGACGCCUGGGACCCAAUCACCAGCCAGCCCUCGGGCGUGGCGUCACCUGCUGCAGGCUCCUACAUCAUGGCAACAGGUGAGGACCGAAUCGUCCCUGUUAACGCUUCUUUGACCGUGUCUGAUUCGCUACCUGUGGCAACAUGUUUAAUGACCGUUCCAGGUGGCAGCAGUGGAGCAGGGGGGACACCUGGUGAGGGCUACGAGGGGACAGUAGGCGGUUACCUUCAGCAGCACCAGGCUCAUCUCACCCUGCAGCAGCACAACCAACUCCAACAGCUCCAACACCUUCACCACUACCAGCAGCAACAGUUCCUGCAGUACCAACAACAACAGUCUAUGGACCACAGGCCACACAGUGCCUCCCAUUCCCUCCAAGCCACUCCCAACAGCACCAUCCACAGUCUGGGACCGCCCACCCACCCUCGGCUCGCUGACCUGUGGGGAUCCGCGCAGGUCGAACCACACCACGUGGAGAUUGUCGGGCAGCUGAGUGGACAGAUGGGUGAUAUGGUCGGAGGAGUGGUGGAGACCGUCGGAGAGGAGCCAGAGCCCGAGUCUGAAGACAUCGCCGAACAGCAUGAAGAGGAAGAGGAGGAGCUGACGAAGGUGGAAGAGGUAACAUUUACCUUGGAGCCGGAGCGGUUCUCUUUGACCCCGUCCCCGCUGAGAGAUGAGGGCUCAUCCACCAGAGGCUCAAGUCCAGGACUGCCAGCACAGAUCCCAGAAUCUGACAGGAUACCGCUGGACGUCACGUCCUGCGUCGUCCAGCUGCUGGAGAAGGACGAGGAGGCAGAGGACGGCUCCAUCGUUGUCGUUGCAACCAACUGAAUCAUACGGCCAGAAAAAAAAAAAAAAAAAAAAAAAAACUGCCAAAAAACUGG